This is a messenger RNA of Oncorhynchus masou masou (cherry salmon), 994 nucleotides long. RefSeq lists its product as uncharacterized. The record is from RefSeq and is a predicted model, not a curated record. The transcript has 8 exons. Lineage: Eukaryota; Metazoa; Chordata; Actinopteri; Salmoniformes; Salmonidae. The coding region runs from base 60 to 743 and encodes 227 amino acids.
CUCACUCCUCGUCCAGGGAACUCCGUGCAUGACCAGAGAUCCAGCACAAGAGAAACUGAAUGACAUCUGAUCUUUGUCAGAUGAUACCAAUGAAGGCGAGGACAGGGACAGGCUUGUAUUCACUUGCUUGCCUUCUCAUGAUCAGUAGUGUCUGUUCUACCUGUGUUCCCUUGAUGUGUCUAAACUGCAACUUAACCCACUCACCUGGAAUAUCUGCUGCGGGAUUACCAGACAAUGCCAUCUGUGACAUCCUGUGCUCAGACACUACCCAAUGCUGCAAUGCUACUGUUCAACAGUACUGCUCAAAAGAUUUUAAAGUGUUACUGAACACCAGUUCUGGGUUCAAAGUGCAGGAGGGUGGUAACCUCGACAUUGAGUGUUCCCAUAACCUGCCGGUGGAUCCAAAAAGCCCGCUGGUGUUUGUCUGGCUGUUGGAUGGCGUCCACCUGAAGGGCAAGAACAGUAGCCAGCUCACCGUGAAGAAGGUUGGUAUAGAUACCUCUGGCAAGGAGAAAUAUGCCUGCACCAUCCAGAGUCCCUGUGGCAACUUCACAUCAGAACCAAAGGAGAUUGAAGUUGAAGGAGUGACAAUGUUGGUCAUAGUGAUCUGUGGUGUGUCUGCUGUGGUGCUGAUCCUGGCCAUGGGUAUAGGCAUGAAGAUCAUGCUGAAGAUGGAAUUUGCGAAGACAAAGAACAGGAGGCAGCAGAAUGCUCAGAACCUACAGAGAACUACAACAGAGUAGUGUUUCAUUUUCUGCAAAUGCCACCAAAUGUCCGACAUGAGAAAAUGGCAAAAAGUUGACAUGAUUACACUGUAAAUGGAUAAAUAUGUAGCUAACAAUUUUAUUGUUGUAUUUGCAAUUUAAUCAACAUAAUUUUAUCUCAGUCACAGUGUUGUUAACAUGGAAGAGCCACAGAUAUGUUGAUCCUCUGGCAGUGCCACACAUCAAGUUUGGCGAUUUGUCCCAAUAAAUAAUAUGCCAAAUUCAUGAUA